AUUGGCUGCUCAUAGGGAAGGCGGCAGGAAAUCCCAGACCGGUCUCUAGCCCAGGAACAGAGGAACAGGGUUUGGCCAAAAUCCGUUUUUGGGAAAUCUGGCUUUGAUUGGACUCGUGUGCAGGUUUGCAGAUUUGUGGAUGCUGCAGCUGCUGGUGCAGCACCGUUACGUUCUUGACGGCCAGGGGCACAGAGUCAUUCAGGUUUGAAUUGUUACAGCGGGUCCAUCCUCGCUUUAGUCUGUUGUUGUUGUGCCUGGGAUCAUCAUUUAGGCCCUUGUUAGAGAGAAGUCAGCUUUCUGUGAUGGAGCUACUGGGUUUGCUGUGCGCCGUGCUCCUGUGCACGGCUGCGGUGCAGGCUAAACCAAUGCUAAGGAAAGACAGAGUCCUCCAUCCAGAGUCCGAGCUGAGCAAGAGGACACCGGAAGACAAUAACAGCUUCCAGUACGAUCAUGAGGCCUUUCUGGGCAAAGAGGAGGCCAAGACAUUUGACCAGCUAACUCAAGAGGAGAGCAAAGAAAGACUAGGGAAAAUUGUGGACCGGAUCGACACCAACGCAGAUGGCCUGAUCACCACAGACGAACUCAAGUCUUGGAUCAAACGAGUCCAGAAACGCUACGUGUACGAGAACGUGGCCAAGGUGUGGACAGAUUAUGACCUGGACAAGGACAACAAGAUCUCCUGGGAUGAAUACAAGCAGGCCACAUAUGGAUACUACCUGGCCAAUCCAGAGGAGUUUGAAGAGGCCACAGACCAGUUCAGCUUCAGGAAGAUGCUUCCUCGAGACGAGAGGAGAUUUAAAACUGCUGAUCUGAACCACGACCUGGCGGCAGACAAGGAGGAGUUCACAGCUUUCCUCCAUCCAGAGGAGUUUGAACACAUGAAGGAUAUUGUGAUUUUGGAAACUCUGGAGGAUAUUGACAAGAAUGGAGAUGGACACGUGGACGAGGACGAGUACAUCGCCGACAUGUUCGCCCAUGAAGACGGGGGUCCAGAGCCAGAUUGGGUCAAGACGGAGAGAGAGCAGUUCUCCGAUUUCCGAGACUUGAACAAAGACGGUAAAAUGGACCAGGAUGAGAUCCGUCAGUGGAUUAUGCCACAGGACUAUGACCAUGCACAGGCCGAGGCCAGACACCUGGUCUAUGAGUCUGACAAGGACAAGGAUCAAAUGCUGACCAAAGAAGAGGUUCUUGAGAACUGGAACAUGUUUGUUGGAAGUCAAGCCACCAACUACGGAGAGGAUUUGACCAGAAACCACGACGAGCUCUGAGCCCCUGACAUUUUCCUGUGUGACUGUGUGAGACCUCCUGACAACUUUGAUACCAUGAACAUACACCAUCUGAACAAAACGUUCAUCCCUCCGCUCUUUUCUACCACUGCCCCCACCGCGCCCUUGUUUCCUUAUUGAAAUGGGUCGGGCGUCAGCGGAUCAGGACCUCAGACCAACACUGUAGACACCCAGGGAAGUUGGUCCUACCACGUUACACUCCAGGUGUUUCUGACAUUCAGAAACAUCACUGGUGUCUUUCAGUCGUAUCCUCCUCAGCGCCUCUGCCUCAGAAACGAACGCUGUCACUGUCAAAAACUAGAAACAGCAAAGUUAAUGUGAAACUGCAGCAGAAGCUUCUUAUUUAUUUCUCAUGUAACGUCUAAUCUUAGGAUUUAAUUCUUUUCCCUGAUGGUUUUAAACUGUUUACAUUUAUGAUCAAAUGUAUUUUUUGUUUUCAUUACAUGCUUUAAAACUAAGUGAUGCUGAACU
This is a messenger RNA of Cynoglossus semilaevis (tongue sole), 1757 nucleotides long. RefSeq names its product reticulocalbin 1, EF-hand calcium binding domain (gene rcn1). Lineage: Eukaryota; Metazoa; Chordata; Actinopteri; Pleuronectiformes; Cynoglossidae. Bases 303 to 1268 code for a protein of 321 amino acids. The transcript is spliced from 6 exons. Gene Ontology annotation, molecular function: calcium ion binding. Gene Ontology annotation, cellular component: endoplasmic reticulum. The record is from RefSeq and is a predicted model, not a curated record.